This is a messenger RNA of Elephantulus edwardii (Cape elephant shrew), 1068 nucleotides long. RefSeq names its product Kruppel-like factor 1 (erythroid) (gene KLF1). The transcript is spliced from 3 exons. Lineage: Eukaryota; Metazoa; Chordata; Mammalia; Macroscelidea; Macroscelididae. The record is from RefSeq and is a predicted model, not a curated record. Gene Ontology annotation, biological process: regulation of transcription by RNA polymerase II. Gene Ontology annotation, molecular function: RNA polymerase II cis-regulatory region sequence-specific DNA binding; DNA-binding transcription factor activity, RNA polymerase II-specific. The coding region runs from base 1 to 1068 and encodes 355 amino acids.
AUGGCUGCAGCAGAGACAGCUCUGCCCUCCAUCAGCACACUGACUGCCCUGGGCCCCUUCCAGGACACACCGGACUUUCUCAAGUGGUGGCGCCCCGAGGAGGAGCAAGACCUGGGCCCAGGACCCCCUGGACCCCCGGGGUUGCCCCUUCACGUGAAGCCGGAGCCAGAGGAUGUUCCCAAGGAGGAUGAGAACCACAGGGAUGAGGUCGUGGCCUGGGACCUGGAUCUCCUCCUCACCAACUUCUCAGAACCGGGUGGCGAGGCUCGGACCGGCACCCUGGCGCCCGGCGAGAGCACUGGGGCGCAGUAUCCGUCUCCUCCAGAGACUCUGGGCGCAUACACGAGCGUCCCGGGGCUCGUGGGUCCAGAGGAGCACUCGGGCUGGGCCUGCCCAGGCCCCCGAGCUCCGGCCUCCGACUCUUUCGGGGGUCCAGCCCUGGCCUUGACGACCCCUGAACCCAAGGCGCUGACGCUGCAGCCCGUGUACCCCGGGUCAGGCGCAGGCUCCUCCGGCAGCUACUUCCCGCGGACGGGGUUUUCAGUGCCCGCGGCGCCCGGGAACCCCUACGGGCUGCUGUCUGGGUACCCCACACUGUACCCUAUGCCGCAGUACCAGGGCCAUUUCCAGCUCUACCGCGGGCUCCCGGCGCCCACACCUGGCCCUGCCGCGGCGCCCUCCUUCCUGAGUUGUCUGGGACCCGGGACGGCGGGCGCUGGGGUAGGGACCCCCGCGGGAAACCCUGGAGAGAUGAGGCAAGUCGUGCCUGUCAAGCGCAGCCGGCGCUCGUGGGCGCGCAAGCGACAAGCGGCGCAUACGUGCGCGCAUCCGGGCUGCGGCAAGAGCUACACCAAGAGCUCCCAUCUGAAGGCGCAUCUGCGCACGCACACGGGGGAGAAGCCAUAUGCCUGCACAUGGGAUGGCUGCGGCUGGAGGUUCGCACGCUCUGAUGAGCUGACCCGUCACUACAGGAAGCAUACUGGGCAGCGGCCCUUCCGCUGCCAGCUCUGUCCGAGAGCAUUUUCGCGCUCAGACCAUCUAGCCCUGCACAUGAAGCGCCACCUUUGA